UUGCAUCCAUUUAACAUUUUAUUUUAUUUUAUUCAUCCCUUCAACCAACAUCGACCACAUCAUUCUAUAAAUCAUAUUUAUUCACUCUCAACAGCACCCGCGCACCAAUCAACCAACACCACUACUCAUAAUAAGGUAGGUGCAUUGAACUUUCUGGUGUGUUUUUUUGUGUUCUGUUGAUGAUAACAACUGUUGUGAAAUGACUUGCCCUAGACAAUGUUCAAGUUUUAAUAGGUCGUAAAUUAUUUAUGUGCCGAAAUUUUUAUUGUUAUCAUCAUUGAUGGGAAUAACAGAGGUUUUUUGUUUUGUGGAGGGGAAAUGAAAUAUGGUCACUGAACUUUGACAGCGUAGCUUACCGGACAUCUAAAGGGAGAAAGAAGAUUGGCGUGGCGUAGUGAAAAUUUGGUUAGGAAAUUUAAGAUAACUCAGGAAAUGUUUAGAAUUAUCAGAAAAUUAUGAUUUAUUGGUCAGGAAAGAUCUACAAGAAAUAUUUUGUUCUUGCUCUUCAAAGUUUUGAAAAAAGUGCAAAAGUCUGACUUUUAACAUCAAUGGGAAAUUCUGAAAAUAAAUUAAUAAUUUUCAAAGUCAGGUGAUCUUACAGAAAUUGUAGCUCAAUCAAAAAAUGAAAAAUCUGUAUCUUGCACUUUUUAAGAGCUCUUAACCUUCUCAUAUCCAAAACAUCAGUUUCAUUUUUUAAAGUAUACCUUAAAAAUGCUAUUUUUUUACGAAUAUAAACUAGAAACUCGUAAAACUCAGCAUUUAGUGAGUAUUUACGGGGAUACAUUCAUAGUUGAUCACAAAUCGUAAAUUUAUGGGAGUAGUAAAAAAUGAGGUAGAAUUUUGCCAGGGCAAUAUUUUUAGAGUUGGUAGAAUUGAAAAUGUUCCGAAGUUUUGAAUUGAGCAGAUCCUGUCCAUAUUGCAAGUUCAGAAGUUUAUGGAUGAGGAGAUUCAUAAUUCCAAGAAAAUUUUGUGGAUGAUAUACAUUUUACAUGAUUCUGAACGUGAGGAAAUCUAAAUAUUUUUUAUAGCACAGAUUUUGGGUUCAUAGAAACGUUAUUUUAUGAGCAGAACUUCCACAUCUUUUCAACCUACCUAAUAUUUAGAAACACAAUUUAUUUUUAUCCGAACCACCUCCUUUCCUACCCCAAGAAUCAUCAGAUAAAAUCUGCUAAUAGUUCAUAUUUAUGUGAAUAAUACUCUUUCAAAAAAAAAUAUCGCCGACACCGACAACAACCCAUUACUGCUUGCUUCCUAAUAAUAAUGCUCUUUCCGCGCGCAAAAAGUUAUUUAUAUCUGAAUGUUUGGAUUACUGUAGUUCAAUGUUUUUUUUUGUUUACCACAACAAAACAACAACUUGAAUAUUAAAAUAAAGUGUUUUCCUUUGUGGGAAUCGCAUUUAAAUUUUUGUGAAGAAAAAAAAACACAUUUUUCAUGAAAUGGAAUGAAAUGUGGCACCCCCUUCACACAAUGAGUGAAAUGUAAAUUAAUGUUUUCGAAUGGUGGUAGGCCAGAAGAAAAAACCGAGGAUAAAUGUGUGUUGUUUGGUGUUUUGGGACAUAGGGCAAAAAAAAAAAAAAAGCAGGUGUGAAUACUUUAUGGGACGAGGAGGUCACUAAUGUUUUUAUUGACUUGUGGACAGAUAUUAUUAUUAUUAUGUAUGUGUUUGAUCAUUUGGAAUGCAUAUCAUUUGAAUUCUGUUAUUAUUCAACCAUAUGAAUUUGAAUUUUGUUUUUUAUUAUUAUAUCUGGCACGAUGUUUUUAUUUAUUUAUUUAUUUGAAAUUCAUCUCCUGCUUUGUUCAAAAGAGGAACAAAAUUUGGAAACGGAACGGAAGGGAAAAAAAAUGCAAUUUAUGCCUUUAUGAUGGAAAAAACACAGAAAACCUUAAUCCUCUUAAUAACCAAGUCCUUCUCCCCAAAUCCUCAAUCGUCGCCAUAACUUUCGUUUUCUUUCGAUUGCCGCCAGUCACAUCCAAUUCCAAUUUCACCAAAUUUGUUUUCUUUUUUUUCUGAUUUUGUCAACAAUUCAUAAAAAAAAGUGUGUCCCCCGCAAUCUAGAAAAUUGAAAAAAAGAAAACACGUCCUCCCUCUUCCGACUUUUCGUAACUCAGCUUGAGAAAAAAGGGCCGCCCGUUAGUCUAUUGAAAAUUGCCAUAAAUCGUGAACAAUGAAAAUCAUAAUAGUAAUAAUAACAAUAAUAAUAAUAAUAAUAAGCCAUAAAAUUGGACUCGGUUAUUUUUUCGUCUCUUUCUGCUUUUUCAUUUUUGUCCAAUGCCGACAGCGGUGAAAAUUAAAAAUUUGGAGAAAACACACUUCGAGAAAAAAUAUUUUGAUAUUUUUUAUAAAAAUUAUCUGGAUUUUGAAAAAGAAAUCUAAAUUUUGAGUGGCUUCGCUCACCCUAGGUGAAGAAUUCAAAAUGCGCCAACCCUCACGAGAUUGACGUGUUUGUGUGAAGUGGUGGUGCGUAUUGUCUUUUUAUUUUUUUUUCGAAAAGAGUUUUUGUUGUUGUUUUGAGAAGAACUGCGGUUCUUAUAGUUUUCUGAUUUUUAUACUUAUUCUUUUGAUUUGUGAAACCAUUCUGGCGAUCCCUUUUGGACUUAUCAUCAUUUAAAAAUAUAUUGAUUCGUAUUCCUCGCAGAAUCUUUUGUUAGUUUUAAUCAUUCUAAAGACUAAAGCUCUUCCACGUCACAAGUUUUUCUUUAAGAAAAUUAUAGAUUUGAUAAACUUUAACUUGGUAAUGUCAAGAAUCAAAACCAAAUCAUAAGCUUAAUUCAUAGCUAACCUAAAAUUAGAGUUUUUCAAAAUCGAAAAACUUCCUGUGAACAGAUAAAACCAAGCAUUUCUGGCCACUGUUGUUUUGAUGAGCACAUAAUUCCCAAGCACCAGAUGUUUCCCAUCGUCUGUUCCCCUCUGCUCAAAAAUUUUUCGCCUCGCUUCAAAAACACGUUUCAUCAGUCAGUCAGUCAGUCAGUCAGUUCAUAGUUGAUUACUUAUUUCAAUAUAUCACAAAACGUCGGCACUUUUCUCAUAUUCUUUUGUUUUCUUUUCACAUUUUCGUGCAUGCAUAUUUUUCUUUCUUCCGUCGAAAUUUUUUAAUUAAUUUUUUCACUCUUUCAAUUUUCUUUUUUUCUCAAAUAGGGAUUUUUUAGCUUGACAAAUUGUGUGUUAUGAAAAGAAAGGACACAAAAAAUAAGAGAAGAUUCUCAAGAAUUCCCACAUUUUUUAUGAAAAGAGCCGCCAUAAUUUGCAUAUGACUCAUUUAGAAUUUUUUCCUGAGAAACAAUUUUGAUAUGAUAUUUAUUUGCUUUCAUAUUUUUAUUUUUAGUAUCAAUAUGAAUUAGAAACAUUUAUAUGUGAGUGUAAAGAAAAUGUAUUUGCAUUAAAUAUGUAUAUUAAUCCGAUCCCUAAUCAAAUCCCUAGAAACUAUAGUUACAUUUUUUGUCUCACUCUUCACACCCUGACCUUGUUUGCGUUGAUUGCUUAACCUGAUUCUUGAGUAAAUAAUAUUGCAAAUUAGCCAGAUGCGCAUAAUUAACAAGAAGACAAGAGAGAAAAGGCGGCCAUACAUAUAUUAUAAGAUAUUUAUUUUAUUUAUGCAUUUGAAAAUUAAUUUGAUUUUAUUCAAAUUAACUAGGAAACCUUUAUUGAAACCUGAAGGAUGAAUGAUUUUUGUGAAAGUAAUCCAAAGUUGAGUGAACUCGAAUUUCAAAGCACUUUCUUGUUUUCAUGGAUUUUUUUUUCAAAAAAUGUACAUUUGAAUUUUCCGUAAGAUAUCCGAAAAAAAUGAAACUUCCCUAAUAUCAAUUUUUUCUAUACACGAUACAAAAAAACCCAAAAAUAAUAGUUGUGUCCUCCAAAAAAAAUGCACAAGGUUACUGUAGGUCAGGUGUAGAACAAAGACAACUUGACACAAUAAUCAAACGGGUUGAUUGACAUAUAACAUGAGGAAGAAGCGCGCGGUAUUGUUAAUUAAAGGAGCAUCGAGUUCUAUUUGUUUGUUUUAGAAGACACAGGUGUUAUUGUUUUCAUACCACUUAAAGGGACAAGUAGAAAAAAAAAAGAAUCAAAAGUCCACGAUUUUUUUCUUUGUUUUUUUCUUGAUGGCACGAAAAUUCAUGCAAUUCUAAUCACAUAAAAGAAGCUGUUCAGUGAACAAUCUUCUUUUUCGACAUCCGAAAAAAAAACACUUUUAGAUGGAAGAUAGAUUUCUUUAAUGUGAAUUUUUCGAGAUGUAUGUAUACAAAGCUAUUUUUUUUCUUUUUUGAGAAAAAAAGAAGAAAUGCGUGAAUUUUAUGAUUUUACACGAAAAUUUUUACACAUCGUAUCUUCUUUGAAUAAUUUGAGAAAUUACGUGCAUAAUAUUAAUGGCCCCAAAAUAACAAUAAUCUGAUGAUUUUUUUUGACAUGACAAAUAUUUUAUGGUUUCUUAAAUUUUUCUUGAAGCUUGUUUUUAAGGCUGGCGGGAUUUGAAUAUUUUUCAAGAUGAAUAAAAAUCUUCAAAAACCUGCCGGACUGAAAACUCAAACCUUGAAGAUUCUGAAAGACGUAACACCGUCUCUUCAAAAUUUAUUUAUCAUUAAAGUUCUCAAAUGCUCAUUCUGAUCUCAAAAAUAUAUUUGAACUCUUCUCCCAACCCUGUGCAAACCUUCUUUAUUACUAUUAUCUUGUUCUUUGUCGUUUCCCAUUUUUACAACAAAUAAAAAGGUGUGUCUGGGGGCCCCCUUUCCAUUCUCUUUCUUUAUUCUAAGCUUAUCUUGUAUGUACUCAUCUUUUCUCGCCUUUUCCCUCAAAAAAACUUUUUAUUUUAUUUUAUUUUACACCGUGUAAAUAAAUACAGUAACCUUAGCUUGCUCGGCCCACGUUCCAUAUUUGUUUUUGUUCUGUUCGAGACAAUACUACAUCUUUUUUUUUCAAAAAAAAAAAGAAUUUUCUGUGGUUUGGAAUGAAAAAAUGUAGAGAAUCAAAUAUCUAGAAGAAUCCUACAUAGAUGAAUAUCUUAAUUAAUGCACUUUUUUUGCUAGCUCAAAAAGGAGCUCAUUUAUGCACAUUGUGCAUUAUUCAGUUUAGUUUCAUGUUGUUUAGCCAAUCAAGAAGAACGUUGUCGUUUGCACUUUUAUUUCAUUAUUAUUUUUCUUUCCGUCUUCGUCUUCUUCUUUUUUUUUCGUUUUCCUUCAUAUUUUAUUAAGCAGAAGAGAAAUGCACUUUUUCAUUCUGUUCCAGAAAAGAUGAGAAAAAUAUCCACAAUUUUUUUGGUUGGUUGUAACAUAUAAUUAGUUGCCCAAACAUGACACAUACAGUAAUCCGUUCUACUUUUUUCUAUAUUGUUGUUGUUUGGCUGUCGGAUAUGGUUGAGGAAAUUGGCGAGCGAGGGGCGGAGUUUGGGGGGGGGGUGAAAAAAAAAGAGGUGGGGGAGCCGAAGCGGUCACCUGGAAAUUCGUCGCCAUUUUUACAAUUUGAGUGUGUGGCUGUGUGUUGUUUUGCUGCUACUAUUCUGCUGGUAUUUAAUUGACAUACAUACAUCCGCAACCUGCUCCUCUCUUCCUCUUUUUCGCCUUCUUCUUUUGCAAUUCAUUAUUAUUAUUAUUAUUUUUAUUAUUCAUGUUAUUUUUACGACGGUUGCAAAAAAGAAAGGGUAUCGUGAGUUGAUGAUUCAGAUAAUUUAUUUUAUUUGGGCUACGGCUGAAAAUCUCAUUAAGAAUAAAGGGCAACUUUUUUCAUUAGAAUUUUCUGGAAUAAAGUUUAAAGUCGUAAAAAUCCCAAAUCCUAGGAUACGCCAUUCUUGUUAUUCUUUCUUGGAAUCGAGGCUUGGAGGUUACUGUAGGUUUUAAAGAAAUUUGAUUUCCAAGUGUUUUCAGAAUUUCAGUUUUUGAGUGAAUUGAAAGUUGUUGUAACGUUUGAAAAUGAAAAUUACAAUUUUCAAAACGUAUUUCAUCUAAAAACGUUUCAUUGGUAAAAAUUCCAAUUAUUCUUGAAUUCUUAUCCCAUCCAAAAUUCAUUGGAUUACUGUAUCUGACUUCCAAAUGAAAAAAGUUUCGGAAUUUUUAGAAGUAAAUAUUCAAAAUUUUUAACCAGCCCAAAAAUCAAUUUAAAAAUGUCACUUUCAGAAAACCAUAAAAAAACAUGUCAAUAUCCAGCCCAAAAUAAAUGAAAAAAAGAAUAUGCCGCCCGCGAUCGUUAAAAUAAUCCAAAAUUCGCGCCAAAUCCGCAAAAUCAAUAAAAUUUGCGCAUCAUUUUUCGUCGUCGUCCUUAUUCUUCGUCUUCUUCUCGAAAAAAUGUUGUUUUGUAUAUAAUAUAUUUGAGAGUGUGUGUGUGUGUGUCGUCAAUGUCACACCUUCUUCUCUUCGGUAAAUAUUGAAAUAUUCGGUAAACAUUCGAAUAUUUACUCCGAACAUUUGAAAUUCAAAUUUUGUUGCUGGCCGAGCUACAAAGUGUUGAAAAAAACAACACGACGUUUAUUUUUUGAUUAGCAUAACUAAUAAUAAUAAUAAUAAUUGUUUGGGAAAGAAUUAUUGAAUAAUUAGGGGAGAUGCGCAAGUGUUGCGUAAGUCUUUUUGUUAUUUUUUUUAGGUUUGGGAAACAUUUAAAAAUCCUAGACAUUUUACACUGAAAAUAAAAGACGGAAAUGAAUGUACUUAAAGUUCAGGCAGGCAGGAUACAUUUUUUUCUUCAUUUUUUUCGUAAAAAACCCCCCAAGAUCACUCGUUUUCAUCAUUUAUCCCUUGAGCUUGAACUGGUUUGGUUUGGUUUAAUUUUUUCCUUCAUGAAAACUCAAUUAAAAUGAUUGACAUCAAAAGAUGCCGACUUUCAAUAAACUACAGUAACGUCGUUUUAUGAGUGAGAACAGAAAGAAAGAACACUUACCUUACAAAGAGAGGGCGAUAAAAAGUUAUUCAGAUUUAUUUUUUCAAUACUUAGUUAACAUCUGUCACUCACUCACUCACUCUUUUUACUCAUUUAUAUUUUGCCGACAGAAAGUCUUUUGAAGUCAGUCUAUUUUGCUCAAUUUUAAGAAGAAAAAAAUUCGUUUUUCUCACGAAAUCGCAAAAAUAUUUGUAUUCUCCUUGUGUUCAAUAGUGUCCGAUUUCAAUUUAUUGUUCCCUUCUCCGAGCAAACCAGUGUGGGGGUAAAGUAAAACAAUGUCAAUAUAAGCAUAUACAAGUUUACAUUUAUGUUAGAGCCACUCCUUCGUUUUUGCUUUAUAAGCCUAAUUUUUGUUGUCCCUCCAAAAAUUUUCAAGUACCUUCUUCUUACUCAUCAUUUUUCCACCACUUAUUCACACAAUCAUUAGUCAGUGGCUAAUAAAUAUUGACUUUGAUAUUGCUUUCUUCCCAGAUUAGGAAAAAUGUUUCCAUUUUUUUCAAAAAAAAAAAGAAAUUCAGGUGUUAACCAGCUGCUCUACCUUUUUUCUUCUCUUUUUUUUCUUCUUCUUCUUAUUGUCCUCGAUGGAACACCUUGAGUUUUUUUAUUGUUGGUCUUUUGUGUUGUAAAAAAUGGCAAGGAGGUAUUAAUGUGUUGUACUUUGACAUCUAAAGCUUAUUUAAGCCAGCAGAGACAAGAGAAAAACGAAAAGACGCCGGUUUUUUUCUCACAAGGCGACUAAUUAGUUGGGGCUCAGUUUUUUUGGUGGUAAAGAAACAAUGAACAUGCCUACUUUACGACUUGACGAUGCAAAAAAGGCGAUGUUCGGAAUAUGAUGCUUGAGGCAUGAGAAAAUGUCGGAUGAACUUUUGGGGUUUACAGUAGGAUUUUUGCUCUAGCAGAAAAAAUAUUGGCUUUGGUUUAUGAAUCUUUAGAACAGUUUUGGUCCAAAUUUCGAUGAGUUUCUUGAUUUUUCAACAAUCUGUUUUCCCAAUAUUUUGAACAAUCAAAUAAUUGUGUAUAGAAAUAAUUUUUUCAAUAAAUCCCUCUCAUUCCACAUUUGAUUUUGACCGGUUAGCAUAAUUUUUCCAUAUAAGUGCAUUCUCUAUUCUCAUGUAUUUGUAUUCUGCCAAAUGAGAUCCACAAAAAUCAAAAUUAUAUAAUAUUCUCACGCAAAAAAUACUUUGAUUUUCGAUCAUUUUAUUUCGUUUAUUAUGAAUCCUUAUUUUAUGCAAUUCGCGUUCGUUCCCAUCAUUGUUUUUCGCAUUCGAAAAUCCCGCGCGCGCAAAAAAUGUGAAUAAAAAGAAGAUGAAAAAAAAACGAGGAGAAGAGAAAAAGUCAUAAAUUUUUUCGUUUCGUUCACCUUUUUAUGGGCCACACAUGAAGACAGGUGUCUAUAUGACCACAUACGUAUUUAUGUACAUAAAAAGACUUCAACUAACACUCUAGAUAGAUUUUUUGUAUGAGUUCAUCCGUGUGAAAAAGUGAAACAUCCCUUUAUUUUGCAAAAAUGAAAUAGACUAAUGAAAAGAGAAGUAAAUAAGUAGGAGAAAAAGAAGAAAGUAGCAUCUUGUUGAAUAUUUCAUUCGCGAGUUUUUGGUGUGUGUGCAAUGGGUGUGAAGAAGUGUGAAGAAUGUUCAGUCAGGUGCAAAAUUUUGUUUUUGCCUCAAGGUACUAGUACUUUUUAUUUUGGAAUUGUCGUUGUGGUAGUCGUCGUCGUUUAUUUGCAAAACGAAAAAUAACAAUAUCUUCUCUUUUUUCUAGUUUUCAUCCUCAUUCAUUUUGUUGAAACAUAUAAAUUCUAUUCUGAAUUUAUUAUGAACUCGUUCCAAUGUAUGCAAAUGUUUUUGGUCUUUUAUGUUACUUUUGUGAAAAAAAAAGAUACAUUCGGAGAGAAAAUAGUUUCCCAUCAAUCUUGAUCCAACAAAAUUAUGCUCAUUGCUCUUCCAUCUUCAGCAAAGCACAGCAAAAAAUAAUUAGUUUAUCUCGAAUGAAUCUGACACUUUUUCUCCUCUUCUUCUUCUUCUUAUUUUUCAAUCUAUUUUACGAUUUUUUUUGGCUGAAAUUGAGAAUGAUCGCGAAUGCUAAUUAGUUGGCAUCUUUCUCAUUUUUACAAAUAUAUAAUAUACAGUGAGCAGAUUUUUUAGUGGUCUUUGCGCAAUGAAAAUGGAUAGGUAUCCCAUAUGUUCCUGUGAAUUAAUGUCAUUUGACACUUUGGAGAGCUGGGGAGCCACAAAAAUAGGAAUGAAAAUCAACUCGAAUAUUACAUGACUAGAAUUUAAAAAAUUCUCCAGUCUGAAAAAUGAAAAGUCACACGUUUUUUUCUAUUUUUUUUUAUUUUUGGGUUUAAGUUUUGUCAAAAAAUUUUGAGUAGUUCAAAGUUUUAUAUGAUUCCAACUAUACAAGGAAGUGAAAGGCUUGCUAGAAAACUUCCCGAAACUAGAAAAAAUCCAUGAAAAAUACAUGGAAAAGAUCGUCGAUCACUUCAACCUGUCGUCCGUCCAACCCUAACCAGUUAAUGAUCUUUUUCACUCACCUCACACACACAACACUUUCAAAUAUAUUUUACCGACUCGCAAAAUUAUACCGCCAAUUAUUUUCUUCAUCUUCUCCACACCCCCCCCCCCUCUUUCCAUCUCUUUUCGUUUCGUUAUUUUUCCCUGUCUUGUUCUAUUCAUCAUAACUUGUUUUCUUCCUUUUUUUCCCUUCUAUUCCAUCUUUUUGCGGUGCCUAAAAGCUCCUUGAAGGAAGGAGCAGCGAAAAUUCUGAAGAAGCACAUAGUUCAUAGCAAAAAUGUAAUCAUCGCAAUCUCAUGAGAAUUUUAAAGCAACAAACAAAAACAACACAGAUUGCUUAAAAAGAUUUGUAUUUUUUUUUGUUGCUCAAUAAUGGGAGGAGCACCAAGAGUUGAGUACGGUAAACGAAAGGGGGAGGGGGGUAGACCUCAAACCACGCCCACUUUCGAGAACAGCUGGAGAGGGAAACAUUUAUAUUUAUUAGAGGUUCCUUAUGGACCAAAAAAUAUUUAUUUAUUUAUUUUUGUUAAAAUAUACCGCAAUUCUUUUUGAUAGUCAUCUUCUCAUACAUAAAAUUCUUGACGUCACCUUUGAAGAUGUUACUGAUAAAAUAUUAUUAUUUCUUUCUUUCCAUAUUUUUCCAUAUACUGUACCUUUUCCCUUUUCGGUCAAUUUUGAAGUGAGAAAAAUUGGUUUGAUAGAGGCAACGUAACAGAAAGAAAAAAUAAUGAAGAUGUCACAAAUCGCAUCAAAUUGCGCCUCAAUGCGUACUCAAGUAGUGUGAACACACAGUAGAGCAAUCAAUAAUUUAUUGUUGUUCAGGGGUUUUUUCUUCUUCUCAAAUUCUCAACAAAAUUUUAAAGAUUACAUAUGUAGGUAGAAAAAACAGAAAAUUGAACAAAAAGGACGAUUUUUCUCACCUUGACGGAAGAAUCAUUCUUCUCUUUCAUAUUCAAAUUCGUUUUUUUCUGUUGUGUUAUUCAAUGUGUUUUCUCUGUCGCGUAGCGCAAAAAGUACAACCCAGCGUUUUUUGUUUCAUCCUUUCUGAUGGGUAACUUAAGUUAAGUUAAGUUAACUUAACUUUUUCACAAGUUGUCUGCGUGUUUUUUUCGUGCCUUUUUCCUAUAUAUGUAGUGUGUGUGUAUGUGAGCCAGAAGAGAAAGAUGCUACGCGAAAAAUUGUGCAUUUUGCCUCAUUCUUAUCUUGAGCCGCCGUUUGUUGCCGUCUGAAUAUUCUUCUUCUUUUUUUUGCUUCUUCUUUCCUUCUUUCAUCUUUUUCUUUCUUGAUUUUAUUUUUGAAAAAAAAUUAAAAUUUUCAGAUCGUAUAUCCUCAACUUGGUGAAACUCAUUUCAUACGGGAUUCAACAAUGUUUUCACAUUACAAGGGACUUUUGUAAGUUUAUUUUUCUCAAUCUUGGAAAUCUUGGGGUCUUUAUCUUGUUAAUAUAUAACAUAGAUACAUAUUUAAGAACAUGUGGAUUCAAUUAUCUACGUGCCACAAAUAUUAUUUGAAUUUUAUAAAUAAAAAUUCCUUCGAUUUUAUUUCUUUUGAGAGAAGAGGAGAGAUGUAAAAAUCGUUGUUGUGUGUUUCUCUAUAAAAGACAUAAAAUGUCACCCUCGAUUUUCACUAUAUACACAUACACACACACACACACACAGAAAAUGUAUACAUAAAUAUAUAAAUCUUUAUAAACAAAACGAUUGAAUUUCCCACCCAAUCCCUGAAAAUGGCAAAAUGUAUCCAAGAGUAGAAAAAUACAUGGAUAAAUAACAAUUUAUUGCGGGGGCUCCGAAAGAAUUUGGAUUGUCUGGCCCGAAAAAAAUUUUUGUUUAUACAUUGUUGAAACAAACAAGAAAAACUUUUUUUUUCUCCUACGGAAAUUUGAAAUUUGAAACUCGAUAUUCCAUCAUCGUCAGCAAAAACAACACAAAAAUGUUUGUGUUCUUUAGAUCUACGUGUAGAUUCGAUGAUGGAAGUCAAUUUUAACCCAACAAAAAAUAGGACAAAAUCUUUUUUGCAGACUUACGGGUAGUUCAAGAACCGCAAAUCAAAUAAAGAGAACUCAAGAAGAAGCUCAACGUCGAAAAGCCGAAGCUGAAGCCGCCGCAUUGAAAUUGCAACAACAGCAACAACAACAGAGAGGUUCACCAUUGAGUACAAAAAUCUAUAUCAAUAAUCAGCCACCAGUUGAAAUAUUUUUCGGGUCCGACACAGAAGAAGAUGAUUUUUCAUUAGAAGAUGUUGAGGAUGCUCAAGAAGUUGAUGAAACUUUUCGACCAGAAGACUAUGAAGAAGAAGAAGAAGAACUUGUUGAACAAGUGGCAAAUGUUCAAGAGGUAGAAAGAAUUGAACAAGUUGAAGAAAUUGCAGUUUUGGUGGAAGAAAAGCAAGAAGUUGCAAUUGAAGAAGAAACAAUUGAAGAAAGUAACGAUGAAGUUGGCGAACUUGUAGAACUUCCUCCAACUGAACCAGUUGAAGAUAUUGGAAGUCUUGAGAUGUAUGGAACACCAAUUCCAAGAUCAAAACCAGUUCCAAUUCGUCAACGCCCAAAAAUGCUCUACCCUUUUGGAAUCGAAGAGACUAAUGUCUACAUUGGAAGUUAUCGCAACUUGAAGUAAGAUUUUUCAGAUUUUUUUUGUUUUACUGUUUGAGCAUUCCUAUCUUAUUCAUUAGGGAUCUAAACGCCUUUCUGUCCCGUGCAUCCUUUUGCCUCAAUAUUGUCAAAAUAUAGAAAUGUUUAUUGAGCAAUGCGCAUGUGCGGGAUAGAAUGUUAAAAAGCGUUUUAUUUUUCUGUCUUUCUUUCCUUCUUUCAAACAUCAUGUUAAUGCAAUUUUUCCUAUUCGUUCUUUUUUUUUCAACAAUAUGUUAGGAAGAUGACUAUUGAUGUUCCCAUUGGGAAUUGCAAAAGGAUAUAUCUGUUUUUCAAAGAUUUUUUUGGGAAUAAUUUAUUGUUGCAAAAAUAAACACCAAACUGUUUUUCAGCCAAUUCGAUCUUCUCAAACACGAACUUUGCGAUAUUCUCACAGCUGGAUACACCAAUAUCUAUGUGUAUGUUAAUAUUUUUCCAAAAUCUUUAGGAACACCACAUAAACUAGAUAUUUUUUCAGUGACAUCAAGGCAAAGGCAAAAAAAUUGACACGUGCUGCAUUGUGCAUGGAACUUGUUCCAAUCGUUCUUCAAGAUGGUUGCACUUUCUUCUAUGAUGUUGAAACAACAACUUUGAUGCCAGAAGAGGAUUUGUUUGAUUUCUUGGCUGAUUUUUGUAUCAAAGAAUAUGAAAAUGGUAAUUUAAUUAAUCCCAAAUUUUUUCCAAACAAAAAAAAAAAUAAAAUUUACAGAAGUUUGUGACAGAAAGAGUGUUGCGUUGGAGCAAUGUUUUUUGGAUUUGAUGGCCGCAUAUCCAUUGAAAUUCUUUCCAAGCGAGAAAUCGCAAGGAUUUGAUAUGGGUUAUCCAUUGGAGCCAGAAGAGCCACCAGUGGAAUCACACAAGUUCUACACUCAUUGUCGUGCGUUGUUUGACGCGAAGACACGCGCAUUGGAGCACAAAAUUCAAGUGAGUUUUUGUGCAAUAUUUUGAGACAUUUUUCUUCAUUCAUUUUUUCGAAAAAUGUACAUACAUUUAAUAAUAAAAUACAUAUCAAACAUCUUUUGAAAUUUGAUAGUUUUUGCGACACAUUUUAUUGUCGUGUGUGGAACGAAGAAUUGUUUGUAUGGUAAUGGUCAUACAUCAAAUAUUUUGCAGCCAUAGCAAAAAAAAUCAAUCAAUAAAUUAUACAUUUUUCAGAAUAUUGAAUUGGAAUUGAACAAAGGAAGCGAUAUGAGCAUUGUGAGCAUCAAUCGUCUCAUCAGAUUCUUUUCCGAUGAAUUCAAUUUUCUACCAAUGUCUGUCAAAUCAACUUCUUCAACUGACACUGAUGAUAGUAUGUGGCCACCAUCUCCGGUUCCAACACCAUCUCCACAAGAAGUUGUUGUUGCUCCCCCAACGCCACCAAUCAAAUCAACAUACUUUUCCUACAUUUGUACAGCACAAAGUAUCUCACUCUAA
Caenorhabditis angaria is the source of this 13417-nucleotide messenger RNA. NCBI's taxonomy places the organism in Eukaryota, Metazoa, Nematoda, Chromadorea, Rhabditida, Rhabditidae. The record is from the annotation of a GenBank genome assembly.